GAGGGUUGUGUGACGGAUAGCCGUUGGACCAAUAGGCCAGCGCGACGAAGUGGAAGGCGGGAGCCCGGUGCGGCGAUUGGAUGACAGCGGCCUGAUGGACACGGAAGAGGCGGGCCGAUCGACUACGGUGGCCGGGCCGUGUCACGUGAGGAGGCGGCGCGGGCGGGUGAGCGAACGAACGGAGAACACUCUGCAAACAGCAGGGAGAAAGAGCGUGUCCCCGCCCGAAAGGGUAUGGCGGCGCUGACUGCGGAGUCGGGCAAUGGGAGAGCUCCGGGAGUGUAAAGCCGGAGAGGAAGAGAAGGGGGUUCGAGAGAGAAAUGAGGAGGAACUUGCGCUACAUUCGAUGAAGAGAAAGAAGAUGGGGAGGGGAGGAAGCGCCGCCUUUACCUUCCUGUGAGGCGGAGGAGCGGCCUUUUGUCUCCCUCCGGGGGAAGGGGUGGAUUUUUUUCUCUCUCUCUUUCUCCCAGAUCCUCCUGAGGAAGAGAAGAAGUGCGGGCAAAAUAAAGGAUUGUGGGAAAGUUUGACGUCCCCUUUAAUUCGCCCCCCCCCCCGCGUAUUUCUUGCCCUCCGAUUUUUAAUUCGCCCUCCCACCCCCGCCCCCACCUUAAAGGCGCAGUUUGUGGCAGGGGCGGCCAUGCGGGAGUACAAGGUGGUGGUGCUGGGCAGCGGUGGCGUGGGCAAGUCAGCCCUGACAGUGCAGUUUGUCACCGGGACCUUCAUCGAGAAGUAUGACCCGACCAUCGAGGACUUUUACCGCAAAGAAAUCGAGGUGGACUCGUCACCCUCCGUGUUGGAGAUUCUGGACACAGCAGGCACUGAGCAGUUUGCCUCCAUGCGGGAUUUGUACAUUAAGAAUGGCCAGGGUUUCAUCCUGGUUUACAGUCUCGUCAACCAGCAAUCCUUCCAGGAUAUCAGGCCUAUGCGUGACCAAAUCAUCCGCGUGAAACGCUACGAAAAAGUGCCCGUCAUCCUCGUGGGCAACAAGGUGGACCUGGAAAGUGAACGAGAGGUGUCAGGUGCUGAAGGCCGGGCCCUAGCUGAGGAAUGGGGCUGCCCCUUCAUGGAGACCUCUGCCAAGAGCAAGACCAUGGUUGAUGAACUUUUCGCUGAGAUCGUCAGACAGAUGAACUAUGCUGCACAACCUGACAAGGAGGAUCAGUGCUGCUCUUCCUGUGUCCUACAGUAAAACAUGUUUGGAACAGCAAAAGCCACAGAAACUUUGUCAGUUCCUAUCUGGGGAGAUGUCCUGCUCUUCUGAUCAAGGAGGCAACUAGAUUAUUUCUUAUUGCUGUGUAUAAAAACAGCAGAUAUUGAAAGAGAGGUUUAUAACUUGCUCAGUGUUGCUCAUUGUGUAUGCUAGUAUCAACACAAAAGCACUUUUGGGUUAUGACAAGACAUUCAGUCAGUUACUAUCUGGCAAAUCGCUGUCUCUUCUAAAUCAGGGGACCCACCAGAUUAUUUCACACUUUUAUAAAAAGCAGAGUGUCUUGAUGUGAAGCUUUAUAACUGAUGACCCCUGUCCUGUGUCUGAUUAUAAGGAGAAAAAAACAAACACUUUGGGUUAGCAUGAGACUUCGUAUUAGUUCCUGCCUGUGAGAUCUCUGCCUCUCCUAGUCCAGGAGAUUGUUUUGUGUUCUUCAUUUUUAUUAAGAAAACAUAGAAGGAAAUUAAAAGCUUUAUAACUAAAAUCGAAUUGGGGACCAAUGUCCUAAAGCCUAAACUCAUGCUUUGAAUUAGUUGUGAUCUGGGAAGUCUUUGCCUCUUCCAACCCAGGUGAAACUAAACUAUCUCAUAUUGCUGUUUGUAAAAGGGGAGGGUAUUGACAAGAGGGCUAUAUAAUUGAUGUUCAGUGCUGCUGUUUGUAUCAUACCAUAAAAAGGUAAUGAUUUCUUGAAACACAAGACUGAUUGUAAUGAGUAAAUUACAUGAGUUGUGACACAGCUUCAGAAGAGAAGAGCCAAUUACUUAGUGAAAAUUUUAAAACUAAAAUUUAUGGUUGAGGAUUAGGGCUGCUCUCUGUUGUGUAAAUGCACUGAUUUUAUAUAAAAACUUUUUUUUAAAGGAGCAGUUGUUAUGAUGCAAGAAGGAUGCCCACACCUGAUUGACGUAGCUUCAGUCUUCUGCACUGUGUUACUGAGCAGUUAAAAUGCUUAUUGUAAAGUGCAGAGCUAGUAACUAAAUGGGGAGAGGAGAGUUAUGAGUUCAUGUCUCCUGAAGUGAAUUGGAAACAGCCCUAGUUCUUUAGUUGUUUGUACCUAUAGGGGUUCAUGGGCAAGCAAACAUGCAAUGCAUUACAACACAAAGGAGUCUGUGCUGUUCUUCAGAGUCAGAGGGAAAAGCAGUGGAUUUUUGUAACUCCCACAUUGCAGAGUCUAACUGGGAGCAGUAAUGUCAAGGGCUGUUCUUCAGUAUUCCAUCAGCUUUUUGUAAUGCAAAGUAACAUACUGUUGUGAAUACUGCAGAAGUAAUGAUAGAUGUUAUGUUCCUCUGUUAGUGUUUAAGCGAAAGUACAAUGAACAACUCAUUGUACUGUGGCUGACUGACCAUAAUUAUUGUACAAGAACAGAUUGACUAAUUCACUUCUUUUGUGGAUAAGACGUCACUCUCUCUGUACUCUUGUGUUGCUUAAUGAUGGGAAGGAAGAAAGCAAAAUGACUCUUAUUUUCUAUCACAUGGUGGAGAAAAUUUAAACUGUCAAAAUUACUGAUCAAUCAAUACUUCAACUUCACUUGCAAAAAAUGAGCAGCUUUACAAACUGGCCAGAUUUGGUUUAAUUUUUUUCUCCACUGUUUUGAAAGGUGAUUAUUUCACUGUAUUGAUUAUUUGAGAAAGUGGCAACUAGUUUUCUCACUUUUUUUUUUGUGCUACUUCAUAGGGAGGGUCAAGAAGAAUGCAGGACUCCUUGUCAAAAAUUGAAACUAAUUUGGAAAGAGGUACACAACUAGUAGAAAAGAAAAGCCUUUUGCUUAACAGAGAAAGGGGAAAAAAUAUUUCUAUUCCUGCAAGGUGAAAUUAAAUUAUUAUACUAAAAACCAGAAUGGCAGCUCCUAUGCUGCCAUAAUGCAAUGGCAAUGGAAUGCUGGCUGAAUGGGUUUAGAUUAGUUACUUUGUUUUUGACCAGUGCAGACGCGAUGACCCAAAGGACCUUUUCAGCGCUGUAGACCUUUGUGACUCUCUGAAAUAUCAGCACAAUGGCUAUCACUAGCCAGCUCUGGGAGGAUGGGAGACUAUCCCACGUAAAAUGCCCUGAUUUCACCAUUGUGAUUUUAAAUGACCAAUGUCACUGAGUGCUGCUUCAGUGAGAAGGUGAGCAGAAUUCCUUGUCGAAUCUUUCCUCUUGCAGGUGAGGACAAGGAAGUAUUGAGCAAAGUUGCCUCUGUGAGGUUGAGAUAAAUCUUCAGUCAAGUUUAAAGGCUCCUACGGAAUAAUCCUUGCAGACUGUGCGCUGAGGAAAGGAAUAUUGUUGCCCAUUCCCACAGUGUCUCAGUCUUCUAAUGAAUACAUUUUUCAACGGGUGUGAUAUUAUGUUGAACUUGAGGAUGUAAAUACCUGAAUAUUACCUAUAACACGUUGGGAAGACUUGAAAAUUCCACGUCAUGGAACUCAAAAUUUUUUAAAAAUCACAUGUUGCAGUCAAUCCGGACAAAUAAGAUUCAGAUUCUUGUAUUGCACGUUGAAGAGUUCAUUGAAUUUAUAGCUUGAGUCUGUGGAAAUGAAAAGUCUUUUGAAUUGAUCAAACCUUACAAAUUAGUAGAAAUUAUCCCUCCAAUUUCCUUCUUUCCUGAUGCAGAAGUGGCAAAAAUAUAUUUUAUUUUAUGAAUGGUGCUGAAAUACUUUAUUGUGGUUUUUUUUCCAUUCUAUAUCUUUUGAACUAAGAAUAUAAUGAAUGCAUGGCUGAACACAUAAUUACUAAAGUCUUACAUUGGAGCAUCUGUAGUGGUUUAAUAAAUGAACACAGUAGCAAAGUGUUUUGGGCACUACAGUCUUAUUUUGCUUGCUUUGAAAUAUCUGGCAGUUGUUUGUAUUUUAAUUUUGUUAAAUGCCACUGCUUAGAACCAGCAGUUGGAAUUGUGGAAGUGGGGACAGUUUUCUCCAGCGUUGUCCCCUGCCAAGGGAGCUUUGUCAAAUCCAUAAAAGGUGUUACACACUUCAAGGAAACAAGCCCUUGCGUGUAGAAUUGAUGUAUCUUGUAUUCAGAUUUCUAAAGGAGUAAAUCACGUGUCAGGUUUUAAGUAUGGUGUACAAGCGAAAGCCUGAACAUGUUACUGGACGCGCCCAACAUGAGCAAAACAACUUGAUUCUUCAGAUCAAGGUUUUCCUUCACUUUAAGCUGUUCAAUUCUUUCAUGAAAAUGACAUCCUGCAUCUUCAAUGAUAUGUGGUGGAUUGUGUGACUUUUAACUGUUGCAGAAAAAAAGCUGCAAGUUUCUUUUUAUAGACCAAGAAGGCAAAAAGACAUUUAUCUGAAUUGCAAUAGUUUAUUUUCCAUUUCCAGUAGAUUACAAUAAACUGAAGGUGCAGUAAACGAGGUCCAGUUUGCGUGAUUUUUUUUUUCGCAGGAUGAUGGGAGCUUAACUUCAUUUUAUAAUGUACAGACUUUUUGUUGAAGCAUUCGGAGAUGUACUUUAUUCUCUUGUUAUAUAUCAGCUUACGUUUACAUUUCCAAACAGUGUCUUGCAUUGUUUUUAUUACUUGCCUGAAUGUUCAGAUAUAUUUACUGCAAUGCCUCGUUUCGUAUUUAAUGACCCCUUAAAACUGAUUUGUAUGUGUGGGCAACAUUCUUUGCAAACUAACUGGAUGUUAAAGGCUAAUCUAGUAAGGCUGAAUCUUCUAAACUGUUCGAUGCUGUUUUGCUUUAUGGUUUAAAAUGAAAAGUAAUGUUCUGGGCUGUAGCAGUUGAUUUGCACACAGAUACUGUGCGUAUUCACGUGUGUGUGAGUGAAAGCAGAUUUUCGUUGUCGAUACUAGUUGUUCUUUGAUCUUCACAUGGGACUCGUUCCAGGAAAUUUUAGAUUUCAUACUGAUGACAUCUUUAGUGGAAGAUAAGGAAAGGAACUGAUAAAUUUGUGUUCGUGCCAGACAGUUGAAGCCGGAUAAUACAAGAUUUAACUACCUUGUUUUAGAUGUUUCCUGUUGAGAAUUCCCUCAUACUUGGUGCUAAAUCAGUUUGCACAAAUAUAAUGGCUAGCUAAUAAAUUUCUUUUUGUUUUGCAAUAUGCAUGGCACCUGUUUCAUUGACUGGAAAUGUUGACAUUGCAAAUUAUCUUGUGCAAAUCUUUUUCAAGUUUGACAUGCUGCCUGUGACUUGGCCUAACUGCCUUUUAAGCCAAAGGAAGCUAUUCAAAGUUGGAGACAUUUGCAGUGUUGUUUGUGCGAAAUGCUUAAUAUCACAAAAGCCCUAGACUCCCUAUUUUAACAGUAUUAAAUCUAUUAAUUUAAUCUUUUUUUGUUUUAAGUUUUAACAACCUCAGAAAUGACACUUGGCACAAUAAUAGGCACUUUUUUUUUGUUUUCAGAAUUGGAUUCAGAAGCUAGAUGUUUCCCAAGAAAGUUGUUCGAAUGAAUGAACAAAUGUGACUUUUUAAAUAUAGCACCUAAUCAUGGAUCUCCAAUAUCCCAAAACAUUUCUUGUAAUAAGAAUUUUUAUGCUGUGAUAUUGCUUGUCUAGUUUAAGACACAAAUUUUAACUGAAGUCAUACUCUCUCUGGUUUGUAGCCUCAAAAUCUCUAGCGUAGUUGGUGUACAAUUUUGAACAAUAUUUCUAUUUUUAUAAAACAGAACAUGGAACCAAAUAUUUAUAAGACAUCUUCCAAAAUCCAAUUGCCCAUCCCUAAGCCCUGAUGAAAUCUUUGGCUGGCUUCAUCACAUAUUCUUUUAAUGUGGAGCCACUGUUCUGUUAGAGUAAUUAUAAGUUCAUUUUGGUGAAUGCAAAUCCUAAUGUUGCUUAAUGUCAUGUUAGGUGUAGAGAGGUAAUUAUACUGCAGUUGUGCUUAAGUUUUUAGUAUAGUUCCCAAGUAUAGGAGUAGUUGAUCCUUCUGAAGGUGUUGCUUUUUGAGCAAUAAAGAUAAUCAAAAAAUCUUCGUAGAUCUGGAAGCUAGCAUGUUUGUGGUGGUUUACCAGUAGAACUAUGUGAUGAGUAUGCUCAAAUGUUUUGACAAUGUAUCAUUUAUGAUUGCAUAAAAGGAGCUAUUCAUAAGCGCAUCUAAUUCCAAUUUUUUUUCUUUUUGUUUGUUUUAUGAAGUGAGGCUGUAUUUAAUCGCUGCUUCAGCGAGUGAAUAAACAUUAAGGGCAAAGCUAGACAUCUGUUAAAACCUUGUGAGAGUGAAUUUGAAUAGGGACUUGUGUAGCUGUACCUAUAUAUUGGCAGUGAUUGUAUAUGAAAAUAUUGGAAUGAGUGUGACUGUCUCGCUUGUGCUAAACUACCAAAAGCUGCUGAACCGACAUGUUCCUGCUGUUUAGGGCAGGCUGUUAACUUUAAUUUGGGUAUCCACUCCAUCUGUGUUUUGUUUUAGUAGAAAAUUUCUAUCGCUAUAAUGUCCCCCUUGCAUGAAGUCAUGGAGAUUGAAUUGGAACCAUCUAAAUUAAAGCUGCAAAAGGCAGAGUGCCCCAUUUUAUGAGUCUUCUGGCCUCUGGGUUCGAGGGUUUCCAAGAUCCCAAAGUAUAUGGUUAGAUUAGGACCAGUUUGGUUAUUGGCCUUUAGUGGAGGGAAGGCAAAAUUGGAUAAGGUUGUGGUGCAAUUAUGGAUUUUUGGUGGGAGAGUGAUUAACUAUCUAACUGAGGAAGUCUUUGGGGAAAGUGAAGGGACAAGAUCCAACAGGCAUUUAUAAUUUAUUGUAAUUUAGUUGCCACCUUAACCUUCAGAGCAGCUACAAAGUUGUAAUUGUUAUGUUGACCAGAAGUGUGGUAGACCUCAUUGUGGGUACCUGGUGGUGUACACAUCAAAUUCCUACUUACAAAAAGGAACUAGAACCCUCUCGGCUGCAGGUUAUCAAGUUGUUUUCCUCAUUUUCUCCUUCCAGAUCGAGACGUUCCAUGCAUAGAACUCCUUUCAUGAUCUCUGUACUAAAACUAAAACAAGUGAAGCAGAUUUACACUGUAUGCACAAUUGAAAAUACUUGUAACCUGCAAAUGACUGGAUGCAUGUUUCUUGUUUGAGGGAUAAAUAUUGGCCAAGACACGAAAAGCAUUCGGCAAUUAAACUAGUGCUAGGAGACGUUAUUUUUUUAAACAUGCAUCUCUGGCCAAACUGGGUAUAGUGUGUGCAUUGACACCUGACCAAGCAGGUGGAGCGAGUUAAGUUUGGGAUUAUGUUAGGCAUGAACUAAUUGGACCAAAUGGUCUGUUUCCCUCCUCUGAUUCUAUAUCAUCAAUAUGAUGUGUUAGUCAAAAGUUUUCUGCUUUAGAAUGGAGUUGUAAUCAAGUGAGAUUGUUGUUACGCCUGGAACUGUGUUGGCUGCUUGGGAAUAAAUUCUGUAAGGAUUAAGAUGUGUUUGGUGAUACUGAGCCAUUAAGAGCCUGAUUGUUUGUUUUUUUUCAUCACCUUCACGUUAUUAGUUAAUCCACUUCGCUCCCUGUCAUCUUUAUAAACAAUAAAUGGGUUGGCUCAGUGGUUAGUACUGCUGUCUCACAACGCCAGGGACCUAGGUUCAAUUCCAUCCUCGGGCAACCAUCUAUGUGGAGUUUGCACGUCAUCCCUGCAUCUGUAUGGGUUUCCUCCAGGUCCUUCGGUUUCCUCCCACCAUCCAAAGAUGUGCCGGUUUGGUGGUUUGGCCAUGUUAUAUUGCCUACAAUGUCCAGUGAUGUGCAGGCUAGGUGGGUUAACUAUGGGAAAUGUGCGUUAUACGGAUCGGGCAGAAUUGGGUCUGUGUAGGAUUGUCUGGAGGGGCAAGGUGGACUUGGUGGGCUGUGUGGCUUGCUUCCACACUGUAGAGAUCCUGUGAAAUGAAAUCUUGUUUGCACGUCCAUUUUGAUGACUGUGCUCAUGGUAAUAUAUAAAUAUCUUAAUCUGAUUGCCUGUAACUUUUAUUUUGUAAUGGAUGAGCAGUUAUAACACUGAAUAUUUCAGAAGUUACUGACAGUAGGGUUGCAGUUUCUGAGAAACACCUGAACAUAGAUGUCUGAAAGUUUCUAGGUGGAAAGUACUAAUUGAUCUGCAACGUAACUUUAAGCAUGUCAUAUGUUACCCUUUAUCUGAUUUCACGUGAGACUUGUAUACAUACAAGUAGUGGAAAUAAUUUUGAAUUAAUUGUGCCAGUCCUGAGAUGAAAGUAAAAAGUCUUGCAUUCACUAAUAGAACUAUGUGCAAAUCAACACCAUAAUGCUGUUGCUGUAAAUGACUAGGAUUUGAUCUGUGGCCACUUCCUGUGAUGUGGAAAGAAUUGUAGCCAGUGGUUUUUGUUGAUAAUUUGCAACUUGUGUGUUAACUGAGUGUGUGUAAGAAGUGUAGAUGUAUAAAUCACAAUAUGAAUCACCUGGCUGAAAUUUGAAGAAUAUUCUAAUGAAAGUGAGGUUGAUCAGUUCCAUUCACCUAGGUUAUCUAGCAUAGGAAACCAUUUGCAUUCUGUCCAACAUUUUCCAGUGAUCGCUGCCAGUAUAUAGGCAAAGCUGCAUGUAUUAUUUAUUUGUUUUGCAGUUUUGACCCAUUUCCAACUUUGCCACUAGUGUUUGUUUUAUUAACUAGCAAAACAUUGUUUGUUGCUGGUUCAAAAACCACCAAGAAUAACUGGAUAUUUAACUUUGGCAUUUGCUGUAAGUGUACAAGUAAUGGGCAGCCCAAUAUUAAAAGAUCCUGACUAGUACCAUAACAAGAACAAGUGAAGAUCCAUGACUGUUCAUUGGUUUGUUUUUGUGAUGUCCAAUUCUUUGGGUAGUUGGGGCAAGGGGUACAUCAUUUUUUUCCCACACCCCCCAUCCCCACAACCUUUUUGUUAAUGGGGUGGGAUCGCCCAGGAGCCAGCCUGCAUACUUUGCAGUGUAUACAGUUAGUGGUAACCACAUGCUAUCAUUGUGAAAAUAGCAUGUCUCUAUGAGCAUGUGGUGUAAAGUAAUUGGUAUUAAUGUAAUUUUGGUGCAGAAAAGCAGUGGCGAGGAAGAACUGUUAACUUCCAAACUAUUGGUGAUCUAUUGUGCAGGUCAGCUUUGAUGUAGUGGCAUACCAGGGUGAUGUAGUAAAAGUUGUUUCAAAAGAUUUUGCUCCACAUGCCAAAGUGUUAUGGACAAGGGAAUAUGACUGUAUUGUGACAGUGUUUAGUUACACUUGGACUUCUGAAACUUUAGUUUUGGCAGUAGAAACAUUCCAGCACACUCUGGGAUUUGAGGACGGAGGUUAUUCUUGUGAAAGUUCACUGAACCGUGUGCUGACUGGUACAAUGAGAGCAGAUAUCCUGUGAAUUGCCCCAAGUAAUUCCAUUUGAGAACAGAUGCUGUUCUGGCUCUCCAAAUGCAUUUGUUUUUUUUCUAAUAUUUUAACACUUUUGACCUUGUUGAGAACGGUUGAGCUGUUUCCUUUAGCACCUCCCAGCUACCCCAACUACCAAAGCUUCAAAGUUAGUCCUGUAUAUUUCACUCUGGUAAAGAAUGUUGCCCUUAACAUAUUAGUUUUAAGUUCUGUUGGUUUUAACAGAAAUGUAUCAGAUAAUUGUUUGCAUUCCUGUUAAAACUAAAGAGUUAUUGGUUGAACAGCCAUUCUUUGGAUGUUUUUUAAAAAAAUUUAUUUUAUAUUGCAUUUGGCUUUAAUAGUUUUCUGAAGCUGUUUCUCUGUAUUUUUAUUUUUGUUAACUUUGUUUUAACAUCAGUAUAUUUUCAGCGCUUCCCAGAGGUGACUUAAAACAAUGAUUUGGCAGUUAGCUGUCAAGCACUAACGCAAUUGAAUACUUAAUGGCACCAUUUUUACCAGGUGUUGACUGUGGUGUAGCCUUGCUGUUUCUGAAUUGAGCAAGAAGUGUAAAUAUAAUUCGAUGCAAACAUGUCAACUGUAUUUGGAUUUAAAUUAUUUUAACAAAAUUAAAUUUUAUUUAAUGAAACCUAACUUGUUUUUGUGCCUUCAUAAUAAGCAAUUCUUUAAGAAUUUCAGGCUGGGGAUUGGAGCAUUGCAGGCCAUGAUAGCACUGAAAAACAGCAAAGCAUUUUUAUUUUAUUGUUCAUCACUAGAUGUGGGCACCAAGGACAGUAUUUAUUUCCUGUCCCUUGGUGCUCUUGAAUGUGCUGAUGCGCUGCCACUUUGAAUUUGUGCACUUUGUGUUGUUGGUGCACCCACUGUGCUCUAGACACUGAGUUGCAAAUUUUGACACAGCAGCAGUGAAGGAAUGACACUUGUAAGUGUAUCCUUCGAUGGGUAAGGAGACAAAAAGUGCACACAAUACCUCAGGUUCAAUCUCUCCAUUUCUACACAGUUGAAACAAGACUUCUUUGCUCCAGUACUCACCAUCUUGUUGUCUCUGCCUUUGGAAUUGCUUGUUGUACUUGCACGCUAGCUUUAAGUGAUAAGAACAAGGACACCUAGACCCUUUUGGAUGUAUAUACAAUCUCUCACCAAUAUAUUAAUGUUCUGCUUUGGUAGAAGGAACAAAAGUGCAGAUAGCCUCAUGCUUAGCUGUAUUAUAUUCCCUCUGCCAUGUUCUUGCCCAUUCCCUCAAUCUGCAUAAAUUGAGAAACCUCUUUACAUCCUCCUUGCAGCUCUUGUUCUUUUUAAUGUCGGUCAGGAAUGCAAUUUAAGCAACUUGGUUCCCAAAUCAGAGCAUGUUCUGUUGCCAGAAUAUUUUUUGACAUCUAUUUUGUUAAUCUUUGCUGACAGUGCCUGAAAUUUCGCAGCAAUAUGCUUUUGAAUGGAGUUUAAGCAAAGCUAUGGACCAUUUCAUGUUUAAUCACUCAAAUUGUUCCCAGGUCAUCUCAUACAACCGAGUUGUGUAGAAAUUUUGAGGUGCAAGCUGCAAAUUAUUGCUGAAAUGCUUUGAGGAAUGUUGUUUGCAAAUUAUAAUACACUUUGAGACAUCAGGUGUGAAUCUGUAAUUAUGAACAUUUUGUUUUAUGGAAAAGUGGGCACCAGUAAGGGGACUCGGCUAGAAAUCUGCACUUGUUUUCUCAUCAUCAGCGCACCAUACGUGCCUGUUUCCAAAUAACGAUGUUCUGAAUCUUGCUUAGUUGAGGAACAAGUGAAAUUAGCUUCCUUUGAAAUGAGAACAUUGCAGUGGAAGAGAGGUAUUCCAGGAUUUGGGGGUGUUGGGAGGAGUGCAGUAGUGGAGAGAAGUGAUGAAGAGAUGCAAGAAACCAAGUAAUCCUGUCAGGUUAACUUUCAAUGCGCACACCAGAAAAUCUGCAGGCACAAAAAGACUGUCAAAAAUAUUUAGAACACAAAUGGAAGUAGGACAUUUGAUUCCCUCCCAUCUAAAGUCAACCAUCCGGAAGAUCAUGGCUGAUCAGUUGUGUCCUCUACUCCACUUUCUUGCGUGCCCCUGCCCCCGCCGCUGCCUUUUUAUAGAUCAGUGCUUGCCUAACUCUGCCGUGAAUGUUCAAUUACCUAGCCUCCGCUCUAUUCUCUGGGAGGGAAUUUCCAAAAAUUAAUGAGCCCCAGAAAACUCCACAAUCUCCCUCUUAAAGGGCUUCUCUGCUUUACUUGGAUAAUAUUAAAUGACAUGAAAUGCAGAAAUCUGCUUAAAAUGCUCUUGAAACAGGUUCAAACUUAGAUAGUUUGCUGUUAAAUAAUCUGAAAUGUUAGAUGUUAGGGAUGCUUGAAAGAACUUGUAUGACUCCAGUUCACACUGUCACAAUUUUUAGGAUCUGAUCUGACAGCUUAUUUGUUCUAUUCUUGACAUUAAGUUGAUGUAUAUAAUUUCUGUUAGUUAUGAAUUCAGGCAUUCGCCUUUCAGAUAUUUCAGUAGAUUUUAAAUUUGCUGCAACCAUAAGUUACAGUAUCUUCCCUGUAUUCAUGGAAAUUCAAAUCCUGGAUUAACCUAAAUUUUCAAAGUGUUUUAAGACACUUCCUAAAUAUGGUAAAACUUCAUUAAAGUUGAUAUUGACGUUGACUUUUUACUUAUUUUUAAUCAAGCUAUUUCAGCAUGUUAUGAUACAACUCUGGGUCAUGUGGGACUUGAAUCCGGAAUAAAUGUUUUUGUGAAGAGCAUGAGCCUUGCUUUUGGAUCAACUUAGUGUGAGCUAAAUUAGGAUUUUAGGCUUGAGAGAAUUAUCUAGAAUACUUUUUAAAUUGCAAUUUCAAGUAGAAUUUAACAAUAUACAAUUUAUUAAUAUUUUGUCUGUGGAUGAGAGAUCAGUUUUCCUGCUGUCUUCUAAAAACCUGAUACUUUCAAUUGAAUCAUAGCAAAUAUUUCCCAUUCUCCCAUAAAGCUAUCCCAUCUCUUGCAUGCUUCAGCCUUCCUUACAACAGAGGGGUGGUGGUGAGGGGAUAUGGGGACUGCAUAGAAUUUUAUAGAAUUCAAACAUGAGUAGAUAGAGUAAAUGCAGGAAGGAUGUUCCCAACGGCAGGGGAGUCCAGAACCAGGGAUCAGCAUCUCAGGAUACAGGGCAAACCAUUUAGGACUGAGUUGAGAAAUUUUUCCAUGUAGACUGUGGAAUUUGCUACCUUCAAAAGCAGUCAUGGCCAAAACGUUGUAGGAUUUAAAGGAGGAGUGAAUUUAGCACUUGGGGCUAAAAGGGUCAAAGGAUCUUACUGGGGUGGGGAAGGAGGGACAGGGUAUUGAAUUGGCCAUAAUCGAAAUGAAUGAUGGAGUAGGCUUGAUGGGCCGAAUGGCCUACUCCUACUCCCAUUUCCUAUGUUUACUCCAACUUGGAUCGACUCCUAAAUAUGCUGUCACUCGCUCCCUUUAAAGAUGAACCUUAAAAGCUAUCUUUUUGACCAAGCAUUUGGCUCUUCUCCCCAAUCACACGAAAUAUCUUGGGAUGCUCUAUAAUUAACCGUACUAUUCAAACCCAGAUUGUUGCUGAUGCCAGCAGUCUUCAGCAUUAUUUUGUUGCUAAUGUUAAAUGGUCUUUUUGUUACUUAUGCCAGCCAACAAUCACCCUUUCCACCUUCAAAGAAAAUUCUAAUUUCCUCCUUUAGUAUGGUACCUUCAAAAAUUUAUUAAAACUGUCCACUCUACCGUAACAUUGCUAUUAUUUCUUGCAUCUGUUUCACGAUGAUCGUUGACAUUUUAAACAGGCAGCCACUGAAUUGGAAACUUCCAGUUAACUUUCAGAUUAAUUGAAGCAAGCUGCAAAUACCUGUUUUAAUGAGUUAAAUCACGAACUAUUUUGGUACAAUGUGAUACAGAUCUGUGACAUGCAUUUUAUAAACCUCACCCAUCUUGAAACUUUAAGAAUAGGAAUGGGCUGUACAGCAUUCAGUCCAUCUUGCUGCCUGUUAUGUAGAACUCUUCUUUUACUUACACAGACCUUGCCCAUAAAAAAAAUUUCAGUUUCUGGCAUAAGAACCAGAGGACUCUGAUAUACCUGUACUAGUUAGGUCCUAGCUGAAGGAUUAUAUCCAGUUUUGAGCAAUACUUUAAGAAGGAUAUCCAUGUUUUGAAGGGGGUCCUGAGGUGGUUUACCAGACAGAUUGGAGGGAAUUCAGUUCUGUGGAAAGACUGGAGAAGCCAUAGUGCUGUUGGAAUAGGGAUUAAGCAUGAUUUAAUAAAGAUGGUCAAAAUUGAGGGACUUUGAUAGAGUAAAUGGGGAGAAACUUUCUGUUAGCAGGAAGGUGAGUAAUGAGAAAAUAGAAUAGGUUUGUAUUUACAUUCCACCCCUAACAAAAUAUGCCAAGAUGCUUCUCAAGGACAUAAAUUAAAACUUGAUGCUAUGAGAGUCGAGGAGAGGUAACCAAAAGCUUGGUCAUUGAGGUUUUGAGGAGCAGUUUAGAGAGAGUGUCAUGAGUUUUAGGGAGGGAUUCCAGGUCCGACGCAUCAUAAAGCAUGCCCAUCAGCAGUGGGUGGAGGAGAUUGCAGAAAUUACAGUGGAGAAAGGCUAUGGUGGAAUUUGAAAACGGGAUGAAAAUUUUUAAAAUCAUAACAUAGCUGGCCUAUGAGCCAGUGUAAGACUGGGAGCACAGGGGGCAAGGGGUCAACGGACUUGCCCUGAGUUAAGGGAAGUAGAGUUUUGAAUGACUUUGGUUAACUUAAAGGCUCUGCCAAAAAUAUAUCAGACACAUUAAUUUCAAAUAUGGCAGUGAAAGCCCUACAUUAAAUGGAUUAAUAUGUUGAUGUAUAAUUUUGCCACCUAAUUGAAUGUAGGCUGAGUUAGAUUGGAUUGAAUUAUAAUUCUGUAAACUCAAAUUAAUUUAUCGGUUGAACAAAUUGUAAAUCCUUUUUUGAAAUUUUUGUGUUGUAUGGCUGCUUAAUUUUAAAGGAGUGGAUGUGAACUUCUGUGUCCUUGUAUUGCCUGCUUCAAAUUUGUUUAUUAAACUCUUGAUUUCAAAUAUCA
This is a messenger RNA of Stegostoma tigrinum, 14408 nucleotides long. Its product is annotated as ras-related protein Rap-2a. Gene Ontology annotation, molecular function: GTPase activity; GDP binding; GTP binding. Gene Ontology annotation, biological process: negative regulation of cell migration; Rap protein signal transduction. NCBI's taxonomy places the organism in Eukaryota, Metazoa, Chordata, Chondrichthyes, Orectolobiformes, Stegostomatidae. Gene Ontology annotation, cellular component: plasma membrane. The coding region runs from base 638 to 1189 and encodes 183 amino acids. The record is from RefSeq and is a predicted model, not a curated record. The transcript has 2 exons.